Gastrolobium bilobum is the source of this 735-nucleotide messenger RNA. Its product is annotated as agamous-like MADS-box protein AGL62. The transcript has a single exon. Gene Ontology annotation, biological process: positive regulation of transcription by RNA polymerase II. The coding region runs from base 1 to 735 and encodes 244 amino acids. Lineage: Eukaryota; Viridiplantae; Streptophyta; Magnoliopsida; Fabales; Fabaceae. The record is from RefSeq and is a predicted model, not a curated record. Gene Ontology annotation, molecular function: RNA polymerase II cis-regulatory region sequence-specific DNA binding; protein dimerization activity; DNA-binding transcription factor activity, RNA polymerase II-specific.
AUGUCGAGCUCAAGGAGAAGCAAGGGUCGUCAAAAGAUCGAGAUGAAAAAGAUGAGCAACGAGAGCAACCUCCAAGUCACAUUCUCAAAGCGUCGUAGUGGGCUUUUCAAGAAAGCCAGUGAGCUUUGCACCCUCUGUGGUGCUGAUGUUGCUCUCGUUGUGUUCUCACCUGGUGAGAAAGUCUUUUCCUUUGGCCACCCCAAUGUUGAUGCUGUGAUAGAUCGAUAUCUGAUGCGAGCACCACAACAAAACUCUAGCACCAUGCAGUUCAUUGAGGCUCACCGCAGUGCCAACGUGCGUGAGCUCAAUGCACAACUCACUCUGAUCAGCAACCAGCUUGACACUGAGAGGAAGCGCUGCGAAGAGGUUAACCGUAUGCGCAAGGCAACUCAGGCUCAGUUUUGGUGGGCUUUUCCCAUUGAGGACAUGAAUAGGGCUCAACUUGAUCAAUUCAAAGUGGCCUUGGAGGAGCUCAAGAAACAUAUCACUCGCCAUGCUGAUAGGCUUAUCAUUCAGAGUGCUACUAACCCAACUCAGUUUUUUGUAGGCAACUCCUCUUCCAACCCAAUGCAUCAGCCACCUCCACCACCACCUCAGGUGUUUCUGCCACACAUGAUUCAGCCACCAAUGCUUCAGAACCCUAUGCUGCAGAAUCAUAUGUUUGAUGGAAGCAUGAUGCGCCACCAUGGCUUUAACAACAUGGGAGGAGGGUAUGGACCUGCUGGAUUUUUUUGA